This is a messenger RNA of Arabidopsis thaliana (thale cress), 456 nucleotides long. RefSeq lists its product as uncharacterized. Bases 1 to 456 code for a protein of 151 amino acids. Lineage: Eukaryota; Viridiplantae; Streptophyta; Magnoliopsida; Brassicales; Brassicaceae. The transcript is spliced from 2 exons. The record is from RefSeq and is marked reviewed.
AUGUUAGCCUUGAGCGCAGUGCAAAGACAAGCUGCAGCCUCAAGAUCAGCGAGUCCUUGGAUGAGGGUGCAACAUGGCUCGACCGGUGGCUUGCCAAGGGUUACGUUUAGUAGGCCGUUGAGUACGUUGGCGCAAACUCCUAGCUUAAGGGCGUCUCUAGGGCAUUUGGCUAUUGCCGGGCUAGGACUAGGGUGUGGUGUUGGCUUGGGUUUAGGGUUAGGUUUUGGCUUGGGAGAGGGGCUAGGUUUAUGUUUUGGCUUGGGAGAAGGGCAACCGCAGUUACCGCAGGCGGAUAUUGUUGUGAAGAAAAGGAAGUUGAGGAUCAAGAAAAGAGCUAAAGAUUUUGUGGUUCUUGAAGCCAUUGUUAAUCUCACUUUUGGUUAUAGAGGAGAGAGCAUGUUAGUGCUGAUUCUAGACUGGGUUCGAGAAGAUUCUUCCAACAAUUUAUAUGAUUAA